Molecule: messenger RNA, 479 nt
Organism: Hermetia illucens (black soldier fly)
Lineage: Eukaryota; Metazoa; Arthropoda; Insecta; Diptera; Stratiomyidae
Product: UPF0184 protein CG14818
Exons: 2
Coding region: 74-331 (85 amino acids)
Source: RefSeq, a predicted model, not a curated record
UAAGAAGAAGAAGCAAUUAUCGAAAAGUCAAAAGUGUCACGAGACAACAUUGGGCUAGUGAAUUGUAUACGAAAUGGCUCCAAGAAACAAUCCAGAGGAGAAUUGUGCAUCAUCAUCAUCCAAUUCCGACGCAGGAUGCAUUGAGGAGGAGGACAUUGCUGAAAUCGAGGCGGUUAAUCAGAGCCUUGAUUCAUUAAGCAACGCCCUGGACAUGAUUGAAGAACGCACGGAUGGGAUUAAGGCUCGGCUACUGGAAUUAUUGAACUCCAAUAAGGAAAUUCGCGAGUCGAUCGUAGCUGAAAAAUCGCAGGAUACGGAAGCUAGCAAGUAACUAAGCAUCGAUUUGUUGAAAUAAUUCUGACAGUGGAGAGGGAACAGUAUUUUGAACUCAUUCCUAUUUAUUUUUGUUGUUAUUAUCCACCUCCUUGUAAAUUUUAAAUAUAACGGAAGGGGUUAGGAAAUGAAAUGGUUGUAAAUAA